Messenger RNA from Aplosporella prunicola CBS 121167, 996 nucleotides. RefSeq lists its product as uncharacterized. The record is from RefSeq and is a predicted model, not a curated record. The transcript has a single exon. Lineage: Eukaryota; Fungi; Ascomycota; Dothideomycetes; Botryosphaeriales; Aplosporellaceae. The coding region runs from base 88 to 774 and encodes 228 amino acids.
CCGUGCCGCAUCAUCGCUGCUAGCUCCCCCGAGCUAACCCCCACACCAUUCUCACCAUAUCCCUGCGCAGCCAUACUUGACAUCGACAUGGCAGGUUUGGCUCUGAAGGCGCUCUCAUACGGGGCAGAGAAGAUCCCCGAUAGAUUCUUUGAGGCUAUCCCAGGUGGUUACUUCAGACCAAAGGAAGAUAAACACGACAGCAGGCGCAAGAGCAAGAGCAGAUCCUCCAGAUACCGGAGCCAGAGUGAGGGCAGGAACCGGAAGAGGUCGCCGUACCCUGAGGAGUACUCGGAUGAAGACAGCACCGACUACGAUCAUACCGACGAGGAGUCUGACCGGGAGCGUCGUCGCCACAGACACAGACAUCACCGGUAUGGCGACAGUCACAGGGCGCGCGAAGGAAGGCGCCGACACAGGUCGCUCUCGGAAGACCGUGACAGCUUCGACGACGGCUACAUCCUCCCUCCUCCCAAAGUAGACAUGUCAAGAACUCUAGGCGGCCAGCAUCCAACUCCUUACUUCCCACCUCCACCCGUCGUCGGCCAUGCCGAAUCUGCACCUGCCAGCACGACUUACUCGCCUGCCCGGCCUCAUAACCCUGCGGAUUACUCACCGGCCCACCCCUUGGCGUCUUCAGAGCAACCUAGUCCUCAUUCCUUACCACUGAACACACGCGUUCCGGCACCUUCUCCCGUAGUUCCACAGCAUGUGAGUGUUCCAGAUAUCAUUCAGAUGAUCUUCUCACUUACAGUAGCAGGAUGGUCACUACAGUAGUCCUAAUCGCGUCUUGCCCCCGCCUCCAAGUCGUUCCUCACGUGCGUCUUCUGUGGAAUCUCGCGGCUACAACCCAAACCAGUACAUCCCUCACAGCAACGUCUACGGCUACGGACACAAACCACCCGCUAUAGCCCCGGCCCCUUACCAGAAUGGUAUACACACGCCCCCAUACACUCCGCAACAAAGUUCUCCCUACCAGCCCAACUACAGCCCCAGCUA